CACGAGGAUUCGUUUCCUAUCGGAAGUGGCCGACCUCCACUCACUCUCAUCUCAAAUAAUUAUCGUAGCACAACUCGACGACACUUUACUCGCAAAAUCAGUCUAGCAGCUUUGAUCUGUGUACUCAAUAAGUUAAAAACAAUAAUGGAGGCAGCGGCAGUGAAAAGCGAGGGCCUUGUCAUCCCGCUUAUUGACUUCUCCCACUUCCUAAAUGGAAAUCCGGAGCAGAGGAGGGAGACCGCCAAGGCCAUCCUUCACGGCUUUCAAACUGCUGGCUUCAUCUACCUUAAGGGCCUACCCAUCACGUCCGAGUACCGUCAAAAUGUGUUUAAGACGUCAGCGAAGUACUUUAGGCUGCCCACUGAGACCAAGAUGUCUCACUGCUGGUUGACUCCGGAGGCGAAUAGGGGCUACUCGGCACCGGGCCGCGAGAAAACCACGACACUGACCGACAUAAACGAUGUCAAGAAAUUGAGGGACGCCGCGCCCGACUUAAAAGAGAGCUUGGAGAUCGGCCGCGAAGGUGAACCUGACCACCCUAACCACUGGCCGGAUGAGGAAGGAGAACUAGUGGGCUUCAAGGAGACAAUGCUUGAUUUCCAUAACAAAUGCAAGGAUCUUCAUAUGGAAGUCAUGCGUGCCAUAGCAGUCGGUCUCGGUAUCGAUGAGGCGUGGUUUGACUGUUACACCGAUGUGGGUGAUAACACCCUCCGACUUCUUCAUUACCCCGAGGUCAAAAAGGACGUCUUCACCAUCAAUCCAGGCCAAGUUCGCGCCGGAGCACACAGCGACUACGGUUCUAUAACCUUGUUGUUCCAAGAUUCUCGUGGUGGUUUGCAGGUCCGAAGCCCAACAGGUGUUUUCGUCGAUGCGACGCCAAUCGAGGAUACAUGUGUGGUGAACGCCGGUGAUUUGUUGGCUAGAUGGAGCAACGAUAAUAUCAAAAGCACCAUCCAUCGUGUGGUAGAGCCACCGUCGGGAGACACCGAUGUCUAUCCGGCCAGAUAUAGCAUCGCGUACUUCUGCAAUCCCAAUUACAAGAGCUUUAUCGAAGCCAUUCCCGGAACGUACGCUGCUGAGACGGAGAGGAAAUACGAAGGAAUCAAUAGCGGGCAAUACCUAGUGCAGAGAUUAGCGGCCACUUACUAAUAGCCACAUUAUGCCGAUUUGAUAGGAGGGUUGUUUCAAGUUAUGUCUCGCGAAGAUCUCAUGAUGGUAUGGAGUACAGCUGUAUUCAAUGAUCGC
Molecule: messenger RNA, 1245 nt
Organism: Annulohypoxylon maeteangense
Lineage: Eukaryota; Fungi; Ascomycota; Sordariomycetes; Xylariales; Hypoxylaceae
Product: thymine dioxygenase
Exons: 4
Coding region: 145-1149 (334 amino acids)
Molecular function (GO): dioxygenase activity
Source: RefSeq, a predicted model, not a curated record